Messenger RNA from Coregonus sp. 'balchen', 18471 nucleotides. Lineage: Eukaryota; Metazoa; Chordata; Actinopteri; Salmoniformes; Salmonidae. The record is from the annotation of a GenBank genome assembly.
AUGAGUUUGGUGGAGAUCAGACAGGCUGUUGGGUCCAUGACCCUGUCCCUAUCCAGCACAGACUCCAAGGAGAGGUACUUUGACCGGGUGGAUGAGAGCGACCCUGAGUACCUCCGCAGCAGGAACAUGUCACCUGAAAUACGGCAGGACUUCAACAUGAUGGAGCAGAAGAAGAGGGUCACUCAGAUUCUACAGAGUCCAGUAUGUCACUUGUUCUAUAUGUCUAUGUUGAUGUGUGUUCACAGUAAUGUCACUUUCAUUAUCUGGUUGUAGACCAUCAAAUGGCCUGAAAAGUUUUGCUCUUCGAGAUCCAGGCCUAUGUCAUUGGCUCUUGUAGAGACUCUAUACCAUUGAUGUUUUCAUUCUGAUGGCAAAACAUUUAAUCAACCGGCACAAUGUUUGUACAGUGUUAAUCUUUGUUGCAAUGCAGUAAAAUGUGCUACUGUCAGAGGAAGCAAUAUUAAAUAUUAACCAGUCCAAAAAUACAUUUAAGCUUUAUAAUACAUUCCCCGACCAAGUUCACAGCUUAGCAUUAUUAAAGGUCCAAUGCAGCCGUUUUUAUUUAAAUAUCAAAUCAUUUCUGGGUAACAGUUAAGUACCUUACCGUGAUUGUUUUCAAUUAAAAUGGUCAGAAAGCAACAAAAAAUUGCUUCUUAGCAAAGAGCUAUUUUCUCAAGCAAGAAUUUUGCUAGGACUGUCGGGGAGUGGUCUGAGUGGGGAGGAGAAGAAUGAAAACUAGCUGUUAUUGGCAGAGAGGUUUGGAACCAUAGAAAUAAAAUGAAAAUAAUGGGCUUAGAACCUCUAACCCUGGCAUUUUGUGGGGGAAACAACCUGUGGUUACCUAGGUUACCCCAUUGGCUCACAGCAAAAAACUUGACCUGCUUGUGUUAGUCAAUUACAAAACUACAUUUAAGAAAAGUACAACAUGUCCAAAGAUUACUUUUCAACAUUGCCUGCUCUCGAGCGUUCUCACUACUUAGAAUAACGUAAUAUUGUAGGGCUUCCUUCAUGGCGGUGCUAGCAGCCAUGUGAGUGCUAGCUAGCUAGCCAACACAAACAAACUGACUAUACAUCUACAAGUGAGUGGAGUUACAAACAGACUAUACUAAACAAGUUAAAUGUCUUACCUGUGAGGAAAUGUUUUCCACACACAUAGCUACGUGUAGCCUACUUGGACACCGGGUCCUCACAUUUUCCACUCUUCCAUGCCGAAUAGCCCUGAAGCCACUGGGCUCUUCUCGCAGGCUCCAUUUCCCUACAUGAGAGCAUUGCGAACCUUAGAUCAGGAUUUUUUACCUGGUUACAUGUACAUUGAACAAGACAGCAGUUUUUCGGCAUGUUUUGUUAUUUCUGUAUAACAAAAAAUCUACGACGAAGUUGUCUCUUUUACAAUGGGGGUCAAUAGGGUUUUUGGGGGGUUUUCCCCAAUUUGUGGUCGUGGUCGAUGGGGAAUUAGUAAUUAUCACGUGAAUAUCAACUGAGUAUGGCUGCCUGGUAUUGUGAUGCAAUAAAUUCCAUGGUAAUGUGGACUUUUCAUUCAAACUGAUGUGGCUCAUGUAAUGGAAUGUAUUUUUUGUAAUGUCAGUUGAGCUGAUUCAACAAAUCACAGAACAGAUUUAUGGGUUCAGUUCCUGCUUUGCUCCAAUGGGUACACUUGCAAUGGCCGCCAGUCCACCCAUUAUACCAUCAAUGACUUGAAUGGGGACGCCCGUUCUAUUCAAUCUAUUUCUAUGUUUCUUAUUGGGCUACUAAUUUACAACCUGGUGAUGUCACCAGGCAGGCCAAAACGCCAUCCCACCAAAACAGGCUGAAAUUUCAGGUCGGUCUUUUUAAACAGCUCUUACACUAAAAGGGCAUUAUCCUCCUUUUCACAAUUUCACAGUAUUAUUUCAACGUCAUAGUGUGGAAAUAUAUAUAUAUAUAUAUAUAUAUAUAUAUAUAUAAAACACAGGACAAUCACAUUUCUGACUGCACUGGGCCUUUAAUUAAAAAAAUGGAGAGACAACAACAUGUAGGCAUGAACAGAAAAGGUAUUGGCAUCCACUGUAUGUAUGCCUAUUUGAUUCAAACCCUUGAGUAUAAGCAGAAAAUGUUGCCUACAUGCGCCCAUGUUAAAUGCAUCAUAUAUGCCAUUGUGAAUCAGAGGGACAGAUUAUCACGCAGUAAAAUGUGGUUAGAGAUGCUGCUAGGAGCUGCAACAAACACAUGCCCAUAAAAAAUGAGAUGAGCCCACGCUCAUCUGUGAUUGCAUAACAGACCCCAACAAGUGGAACUUAGCUCAUCACCAUGGGAACCGCUUUGAGAUGGUGCGGAAUGUUGGCUUUCCACCAAAGAGGCUUGCAGAAUAGUCGUAUUUUUUGGGGAAGGAUACCCAAGAUUCACAACGACACUCUGUGAGCAUAAAUUAAUAGGCUGGCUUAAUGGGAGGGCUACCUCCCAGUCACCACUAUUCACAUGGACAUAAAGAGGGGUUUAGAAACCUCUAAUGUGAUUUGUGUAAACUUGUAAUAAGGAGGGCCUCGUUAGGCCUGAAAGUACACUGUGCACCCUGUCCUAAUGUGAACGGCUGAAUAGACAUGGAAUUGGGUCAAGGUGAAAAGUAUUGCAUAAAUACACAUAGAACAUCCCAGCAGUUGAAUUAUUUAUUUCUCUAUGUAAUUUAGCCUAACAGGGUAGAAAUGUAUGAGUGGGACAUACAGACUAACAACAUGAAACAUGGACAAAUAGAUAAAACUGAGUGUUUAUAUUUAUUUAGCUUUGCACCAUAGUUUCCCACCAAAUAAAGUAUAACACUUCCUGAAUGUGGGGUCAUUGAAGGAAGGGGUUGUUUUCUUAAAUGGAGAAUAACAACAAACUAACAGGGUGGAAAGUGGUAUCAGGGACACACAGAACAUCUUAAAUAAAAUAAUAAUAAAUACAAUAAUCAUGAAAAAAAAUUAUUGAUGAAAGAGACUUUAACUAGGACUAUAAAAUAAUGAAGAAAGAUUGUAAUUAUUUUAUGGCUUUUUUCUUGUGGAAGUUGAUAAAUAACGCCUACAUCCACUGACAAAAAGUGUUUAAAAUGCAUAAAAUUCCCUUUCAGGAUCCAUAUUUCGGUGUUUUUAAGAUAAAGGACACCUGACCUUAUUUAAAGCCGUUUGAAAUCCACAUUUUACACUAAAUAAGAAAUAAUAUUUUCUAGGGACAGAAAAGGCACCGCAAAGUAGGAAUGACCCAGCUAACGUCCUUUCCUCAUCUCAUUUCCUUUGUGACCAGUGACCACUAUCCUGGAGUGGUAAGCAUUGAUAGAUGUAAGCCAGUGGUCAUUGGGACUAUUUUCACUGAGUCAUGGGUUCCAAGGGGUGUCAUUUUAAUAUGUCACUUUGGUUUCCAGGUGUUUAAGGAUGAGCUGGAAGGACUGAUCCAGGAUCAGAUGACGAAGGGCAAUAAUCCAACAGGGCUGCUGGCUCUGAGGCAGAUAGCUGAUCUGAUCAUGGCCAGUUCUAUGGGAGGGACAGGCUCCUUCACAUCUCCUCUCAGUAAGUAGCUGUGUGCGUGUGAGAGAGUGCAUGUGGGUCUUUCAGUGAUGCAUCCUGAUUCUCUCUGCAUUGUCAACGUUUAGGGACACAGAAUUCACAAAAACGUGUGACAUUGAGAGCCCUUAUGCAGCAAAACUCUGCUCAAUUACUUGUUGACAACAUUCCAAAUUCCGAAUGUUUCUAAGUCGGCCACAUGUUCCCGACUUUAUUAUGAUUGACAGCUGUCUAGAGCGUCAAUUAUGUUGCCCUCUGUCUUUCAAUGGAGGUCACUAUGAACCCCAGGGCUAAAAAGUUCAAUUUUAAAAACACUAGGAAUGUUUACUAAAACUGUUAGGAAAUGUAAACAUAACCGUGGUCUCCUAUGGCUUUGAGGUAGUGGAGGGACUGUCUCUUUAUAAAUCAACAGUCCCUCCUAAAGUGCUUGUAAAAGGAUAGGGUUCCGGUUUGUCCAAUGCCCUUAUACAGUAGGAAAAAUAUAUACUACUCAGAGCUCUUAUGAGAAGUUCUGAGAACAGCCGCUUUUAUGAUCCAAAAGUUAAGCAAGGGAUGCUGAGAUGAAGUGAGUUUAUGAGAAAUAAAAUUUUUAUAGCAAUCAUUUGAGCUAAAUGUUGUUAGAGGAACUUGCAAGAGAGAGGCAGAACCCGUUAAGAGCUGCUCAAGUUGAACAAGUAAGCAUAGAUGUUGCUUGUAAGCUUAAACCAAAGAGAAAGCAAAUUCCGUUGACCAUGUCAUAAUGCAACUUGAACAUGAAGAAAGUUAUUGUUUCAUGAACAUUCAUAAAUGUUCUAACUCUGGAGUAGUAUGAAUGGUUUAGCUUGUUUAGACACACAAAGAAGGCUGUAAUUUGUGGUGCUUGUCACGAAGGCUGUAGGGUGUUAGUGACUAUGCUCUCGUCUCAUCAGUUCACCAUGAAUGCAUGUGUUUUCUCUCCAGGCCUAGGGAUGGUCACCCCGGUCAAUGACCUCUAUGGGGUAGAGUCUCCAUCCUUUACCAAAGGGGAGAAACAGUGUCGCUGUAAGCUAGCCAGUGUCUACAGACUGGUGGACCUCUUCAGCUGGGCCCAUUUCACCAGCUCAUACAUUACUGUGAGUAUUACCCUCAUAAAAAAACCUUAUUAGACCUCUCUACUUACAUGUAAAAGCAACUUAAUGUAGCAUUAUAAGCACAGUAUGAAUUGUGAUUACUGUAGGCAUGUCAAAACGACAUAUGGAGUUCUCAGUCACCCAAUACGCAUUCUGUUUUUGCAAUUUUCAACCAUUGUUGAAAUGCAAAUAAAUAGUGUAGACAUUUCUAUCUUGAGAAUAGUCUACAUCCUGUACCGGUUUACUGUAUGUAGCUGGUACAAUGUUGCUCUUGGCAAUGCCUUUUGACACUUUGCUUUUUUACAUUUUCCUUUUCCUUGUACAGGUCCGGGUUAGCAAAGAACAAGACCAUGUUCUUAUCAUCCCACAAGGACUCUCUUUCACUGAAGUGACAGCUGGCAAUCUGGUAGGUAUAAUGGUGCAUGCAUUUUCAUAUUCCAGAUUGCUUAGAACUACCAUAGAAAAUAACAGUUUGUGCUUUUCUCCAGUGGGUGAACAACACUAUCAUUAUCAACAGUAUCAAAACAACCCCAUUGAGAUGUGUGAAUCAUGCAGAAUAUGUGUUCAGACUAUUGACGUGGCCACAUAAUCAAUAACCAGCCACCCAGACAGCCUCUGGGUGUGCUGAGACACGCCUUACUCUAUUUCACCAAGGGGUCAAGGAGAAAUGACAAUUGUGUUGAUUGGAUGUUUUUCAGCUUGUUGUCAGCAUGUAGUUGCCUAUAGUUACAGUAGUGAUGGAGCGCUAAGUCCCAAUAGAAUGAUAACUAGAUUACUUGUAAUCCUCUUGCAAUAUCAUCAUAAUAACAACUGAAUACAGUUAAACUAAUAAUUCAAAUAAGAAAACCAACAGUGGAAUAAUUAAUCUAUUUUAAUAGUGCAGCAAUAUUGUAGCACAGUGAGUUGGAACAAUGCCCAAUACAGUUGUGCGACUUUGCAUCCGACUCAGUAUCUGGCUGCCAUGGUAGCCCUACUGAUAUUGUGUCCUGGUCUGUUUCCAGGUGAAAGUGAACAUGAUUGGUGACGUUGUCGACCAGGGAUCCACCUACCUGGAGGUGGAUCACUUUGGCUUCAGCCCUCACUCUGCUAUCUAUUCCAUGCGCCCUGAUAUCAGGUGUAUCAUACACAUCCACACCUCUGCCACUGCUGCUGUGAGUACACUCUCAACUAAAGCUCAAUGAGUGGCCAUGUCACCUGGCCAUGAUACUCAAUGACUGAAUUAAGCAAUAAGGCCCGAGGGGGUGUGGUAUAUGGCCAAUAUACCACGGCUAAGGGCUGUUCUUAAGCACGACGCAACGCGGAGUGCCUGGACACAGCCUUUAGCCGUGGUAUAUUGGCCAUAUAUCACAAACCCUGAGGUGCCUUAUUGCUAUUAUAAACUGGUUACCAACAUAAUUAGAGCAGUAAAAAUAAAUAGUUUGUCAUACCCAUGGUAUACGGUCUGAUAUACCACGGCUGUCAGACUAUCAGCAUUCAGGGCUCGAACAACCCAGUUUAUUAUUAAGAGUAACCUCUGGAAGUGUAUUUACCUCAUCUUGGUUUCAUUAUUGUUUUUACAGUAAGUACACCUAAUGUACUGGUACUGUUGCCUUUUGCGGUCGUCUCUUAUAGUUCAUGCUAUUUGUCUGAUGUUUUACUAGCCGAAAAUAACAUAAAAGGUGCCUUUAGGUAGUUGUUGUUGACACAGCAUAGUCACGGUUGCUUUUAUCCUGAAUUCACAGGUGUCCUCGAUGAAAUGUGGCAUCCUGCCCAUUUCCCAAGAGGCUCUGGUUCUGGGCGAUGUUGCCUAUUUCAGUUACCAAGGCUUUUUGGAUGAUCAAGACGAGAAGGUGGAGUUCCAGAAAGCCCUAGGGCCCUCUGCCAAGGUGACAAUGGGUUUCCUUAACAACACCAACAGGCUCACUGUAGUGUGUGCCAUACAUAGAAAUAGAACACACAGAAUUGCAUCACCGUCGAGAUUAGACUGCCUGCCAUUUAAUCAAACUGUUUUGUUGCUGUAGUAAUUGGUGUUUUUACACAGGUAUAAGAGCAUUUGAAAUGUAAUGUGUUACCGGAAGUUGUUUUCACUAGCAAUUUUUUUUUGCCUUUCAUGUAUUUGUAUUUACUUAUUAAUUUCACCUUUUUAACUUGUUGUUAUCCCACGAUUCAUCUUUUUGCAGGUGCUUGUUCUGAGGAACCAUGGCCUGGUUGCUCUGGGGGAGACUAUAGAGGAAGCUUUCCACUACAUUUACCACUCACAGCAGGCUUGUGAAAUCCAGGUAACACUUUAAUUCAUCAGCCACACUUGUUCUACCACAUCAUUGUAUAGGUCAUGGAAUUGUUAGAUCACUGCUAUUUCUGUGUUCUUACCAGGUAAAUAGGAUGUGGGCGAGGGCGUCUUGCAAUCCAAGAUACUGUAUAUGUGUGUUAUUUUGCUUCACUUAACCUGUGUGGUCUAAACACAUCAGUAUGUAUUAAAUUAAUAACUACUUGUACACUAUAUGACCAAAAGUAUGUGGACACAUGCUCGUCGAACAUCUCAUUCCAAAAUCAUGGGCAUUAAUAUGGAGUUGGUCCCCCCUUUGCUGUUAUAACAGCCUCCACUCUUCUGGGAAGGCUUUCCACUAGAUGUUGGAACAUUGCUGCGGGGACUUACAUUUAAAUUUUAUGUCAUUUAGCAGACGCUCUUAUCCACUUGCUUCCAUUCAGCCACAAGAGCAUUAGUGAGAUCGGGCACUGAUGUUGGGUGAUUAGGCCUGGCUCGCAGUCGGCCUUCCAAUUCAUCCCCAAGGUGUUUGAUGGGGUUGAGGUCAGGGCUCUGUGCAGGCCAGUCAAGUUCUUCCACACAGAUCUCGACAAACCAUUUCUGUAUGGACCUCACUUUGUGCACGGGGGCAUUGUCAUGCUGAAACAGGAAAGGGCCUUCUCCAAACUGUGCCACAAAGUUGGAAGCACAGAAUCAUCUAGAAUGUCAUUGUAUGCUGUAGCGUUAAGAUCUCCCUUCACUGGAACUAAGGGGCCUAGGCCGAACCAUGAAAAACAGCCCAAGACCAUUAUUCCUCCUCCACCAAACUUGACUGUUGGCACUAUGCAUUCGGGCAGGUCGCGUUCUCCUGGUAUCCGCCAAACCCAGAUUUGUCCGUCGGACUGCUAGAUGGUAAAGUGUGACUCAUCCAGAGUCCAAUGCCGGCAAGCUUUACACCACUCCAGCCGACGCUUGGCAUUGCGCAUGGUGAUCUUAGGCUUGUGUGUGGCUGCUCAGUCAUGGAAACCCAUUUCAUGAAGCUCUCGACAAACAGUUCUUGUGCUGACGUUGCUUCCAGAGGCAGUUUGCAACCAAGGACAGACCAUUUUUACGCGCUUCAGCACUUGACGGUCCAGUUCUGCGAGCUUGUGUGGCCUACUACUUCGCGGCUGAGCCAUUGUUCCUCCUAGAUGUUUCCACUUCACAAUAACAGCAUUUACAGUUGACGGGGGCAGCUCGAGCAGGGCAGAUAUUUGACGAACUGACUUGUUGGAAAGGUGGCUUCCUAUGACGGUGCCACGUUGAAAGUCACUGAGCUCUUCAGUAAGGCCAUUCUACUGUCAAUGUUUGUCUAUGGAGAUUGCAUGGCUGUGUGCUCAAUUUUAUACACCUGUCCGCAACGGGUGUGGCUAAAAUAGCUGAAUCCACUAAUUUGAAGGGGUGUCCACAUACUUUUGUAUAUAUAGUGUAUAUAUAAAUCCCAGGUUUAUACUUGUAGAAUGGUUUCCCCCCUGGUUUUGGACAGGAAUCAAACUUGGUGUUGGUUGUUUUCCAAUUGAAUGGUGUAACAUUCUCUGCGUGAGAGAAAAAUGAGUGAUAAGUCAAACAUCUGUUAAAACAAAGCUAAAUCAAGUACUCUAUGUGUGAUUUGAAACCACUGUUCUCAAAGAGCACCAGGUGGAGUUUAGUGUUCUAGGACUUGGUUGAGUCUGAUAGUAGCUCAUAGCUCUAUGUGGAGCAGACAGAUAGUAUUCUCUUAUCAUCAUAUGUGUCUGGGAUAGUGUUGGUUUUUCCAUUGAGCAGGUCAUUCCAUGUGUGGUCAGUCUGGGAUUCCUGUGUUUGCUUCACUAGACUCUACUGAUUCCUUGUGACACACAUUUUUACCUCAUAUUUUCAAUAUAAUAGCUACAGAUGUCGGAUCUUAAUUUGAUUACUCUGUUGCAGGAUAACUUUCCUGCAUUGCAGGAAAUGUAAAACUUGGAGUGUAGUUGAGGUUUAAAAAGGCUUCUGAAGUUUGUAAUUUCCACUUUGAAAUUUGAAUUGAUUUACCCAUACAAAAAAAUUUAUCAGCCCCUACAAAGAUGUCCAUAAAUUAUAAUCCACAUAAUAAUUCACAUUUCCUGUUGUUGCAGGAUAACUUUUCCUGCUGUAGCAAACUGACUCAAAUUAAGAUCCUACAUCUGUAGUUUUAGACUUUACUCAUUAUUCGCCAGACCUGGUCUUUUCACAUGGUCAGAACAAACUCCUGGUCUUAAGUAUGAUAUGUGUUUUUGAUGUGGUCUUUCAGGUCAGUGCUCUGCAGUGCUCUGCAGGAGUGGAGAACCUGGUGCUCCUGGAUAGGGAGAGGUUCAAGCCCCUGACCCACGGAGUGGCUGCUGCUGGGGUCACCGUGGACAGCGAGGUCAAGUGGAAAGUGGGCGAGGCAGAGUUCGAGUCACUCAUGAGGAUGCUGGACAACCUGGUAAGUGACCUCACUAUUUUAUCUGACUUUUCCCACAAUGCUUUGCGUUUCCUCUCCCAUGCACAUCCUGAGGAUGUGUGGGAAUACAUUGACAUCAUAAUCCCAACCAGAAAGUUGUGUUUUUAACUCAAACAUGGGAGAUCAUGGAUGCCAGCUGUAGCUCCUUGAACUAAUGCACGAUUAUUGUCCCAGUAUAACCUAUUAAAGAGUGCCACGCAGUUAGGUGUUUAUCAAAGAUGAGCAUCUAAUCUUAGCCUUUGGCUAGCUGACUGUUUGUUAAUGCUGGGUCUGUUUAGCAUCCCCUGUAGAUAACGGUGUGAUGUUCAGAGGGCUUCUCCCCUUUAAACACUACUAUCUCAACAACACUACUAAUGAUAAGGGACAGACACAUUCUCUGGGCACAGCAGACCCUACUCCGAGAAAGCCUCUAUUGAAACUACUAAUGACAUGCCACUUCCUGGGUAGGCUACAGCUGUGUUAGCUUGUACAGCUCUGUGUCAUCAUAGCCCGCCUCCCCAUCAUGGAUUCCAGAUGGCAGGCCAUGCUGUGUGGAGUUAAGAGCACAGACCACACAAUCCUUCAGAGUCGAUUGACUGGAAAACUCAACACACUCCCUGGGUUCCACUCAACAUGGUUGAGUUUGGGGUUUGCGGUCCCCCACCCCCCUUAUCUUUGAUGUGUUCCACACAACAGUUCCCCUGCCAACUGCACUGUGUGGCCAGACUUUAUCUAUUCCCUUUGAAAUCAGGAACUUUUGAAAGCGUUGUUUAUAUGUAUUGUACAAAGUGUUCCAACAAUGUACAAAUGUCUUCACUGGAGAGGCUGAACAUUGGGUGUUCUAGGAACCACUUAAACCACAUGCUUUAGUCACUGAUAUGGAGUGUAAUGUUUCACAUGGUUAAAGAUGGAAAUAAUCUUACAAACUUUGUGAUGGAAAACUGCAAACGUCUGAAAACGUGUCUUUGGGAGAUUGUUUUUAUAUGCUGCCAAGGUGCAAUUCUGAGAUUGUUUUUAUAUGUUGCUAAAGUGCAAUUCAAUUAACAGAGAACAAACACCUUGUGGUACUGAGCAUAAUUAUGUUGCACAAACCUUUUCAUUGAAAAUCUAAUUUCCUAAUUAACAUGCAUGUACAGUGAGGGAAACAAGUAUUUGAUCCCCUGCUGAUUUUGUACGUUUGCCCACUGACAAAGAAAUGAUCAGUCUAUCAUUUUAAUGGUAGGUUUAUUUGAACAGUGAGAGACAGAAUAACAACAAAAAAAUCCAGAAAAACGAUGUCAAAAAUGUUAUAAAUUGAUUUGCAUUUUAAUGAGGGAAAUAAGUAUUUGACCCCCUCUCAAUCAGAAAGAUUUCUGGCUACCAGGUGUCUUUUAUACAGGUAACGAGCUGAGAUUAGGAGCACACUCUUAAAGGGAGUGCUCAUAAUCUCAGUUUGUUACCUGUAUAAAAGACACCUGUCCACAGAAGCAAUCAAUCAAUCAGAUUCCAAACUCUCAACCAUGGCCAAGACCAAAGAGCUCUCCAAGGAUGUCAGGGACAAGAUUGUAGACCUACACAAGGCUGGAAUAGGCUACAAGACCAUCGCAAAGCAGCUUGGUGAGAAGGUGACAACAGUUGGUGCGAUUAUUCGCAAAUGGAAGAAACACAAAAGAACUGUCAAUCUCCCUCGGCCUGUGGCUCCAUGCAAGAUCUCACCUCGUGGAGUUGCAAUGAUCAUGAGAACGGUGAGGAAUCAGCCCAGAACUACACGGGAUGAUUUUGUCAAUGAUCUCAAGGCAGCUGGGACCAUAGUCACCAAGAAAACAAUUGGUAACACACUACGCCGUGAAGGACUGAAAUCCUGCAGCGCCCGCAAGGUCCCCCUGCUCAAGAAAGCACGUAUACAUGCCCAUCUGAAGUUUGCCAUUGAACAUCUGAAUGAUUCAGAUGAGAACUGGGUGAAAGUGUUGUGGUCAGAUGAGACCAAAAUGGAGCUCUUUGGCAUCAACUCAACUCGCCGUGUUUGGAGAAGGAGUAAUGCUGCCUAUGAUCCCAAGAACACCAUCCCCACCGUCAAACAUGGAGGUGGAAAUAUUAUGCUUUGGGUGUGUUUUUCUGCUAAGGGGACAGGACAACUUCACCGCAUCAAAGGGACGAUGGAUGGGGCCAUGUACAGUCAAAUCUUGGGUGACAACCUCCUUCCCUCAACCAGGGCAUUGAAAAUGGGUCGUGGAUGGGUAUUCCAGCAUGACAAUGACCCAAAACACACGGCCAAGGCAACAAAGGAGUGGCUCAAGAAGAAGCACAUUAAGGUCCUGGAGUGGCCUAGCCAGUCUCCAGACCUUAAUCCCAUAGAAAAUCUUUGGAGGGAGCUGAAGGUUCGAGUUGCCAAACGUCAGCCUCGAAACCUUAAUGACUUGGAGAAGAUCUGCAAAGACGAGUGGAACAAAAUCCCUCCUGAGAUGUGUGCAAACCUGGUGGCCAACUACAAGAAACGUCUGACCUCUGUGAUUGCCAACAAGGGUUUUGCCACCAAGUACUAAGUCAUGUUUUGCAGAGGGGUCAAAUACUUAUUUCCCUCAUUAAAAUGCAAAUCAAUUUAUAACAUUUUUGACAUGCGUUUUUCUGGAUUUUUUGUUGUUGUUAUUCUGUCUCUCACUGUUCAAAUAAACCUACCAUUAAAAUUAUAGACUGAUUAUUUCUUUGUCAGUGGGCAAACGUAAAAAAUCAGCAGGGGAUCAAAUACUUUUUUCCCUCACUGUAUAAAGGCUUUACAGUUGAUGGAUAACAGGCGGCAGAGUUUUCAUGGAGUCCAUUUUGACAGGUGGACUGAAACAAUGUCUCUGUGUUGCUAGGGUUACCGGACAGGCUACACGUACCACCACCCCAUAGUGAGGGAAAAGAUCCGGACCAAAAACGAUGUGGAGAUUCCUGCCACGGUCUACACUGUCCCGUUGGCGGACAGUGAUCUGGGUCAGAGAAAACCCUUUAACGUCCUGGUACAGAAACAGCAGAGGGAGAGGACCCGCUGGCUCAACUCUCCCAACAGUUACCUGAAGGUCAAUGUGCCUGAACGUUCACCCAGCGGAGAGUGCAGCCCCAGGACCAAGACCAUGGUGAGCUGCUAUAAACCAGUGUACUUCAAUCUACCUUGUGUACCAGUAGACAUGCAGUAGUACCUCUAUUACUUCAACCUGACAAUCUUUGUUCCUAUAGCAGAGCUAAAAUAUUUGCUCAAACAUCAGGCUUUUAUGUAGGUUGCCAGAGCAGUUUUAAAUUUGUUGGUGAGCCUGCCCUCUUGUGGAAUCUUGUGUAACUGUAUGUAUGAAACACCAAUAUUUCUCUACAUAAAAUCUAGCAUACCCAAUGCACUUAUCAAAUGUGUUAAUGAGCUCCAGUCUGAAAUGUCUUUAUUAAACCAGUAUCUUUCCUUUUAGUGGAUGAAAUCUGAAGAGACCAGCAAUGGCACUGGCACCCCCAUAAAGAUCGAGGACCCCAACCAGUUUGUUCCCCUUAACACAAACCCCACUGAUGUUCUGGAGAAGAGGAACCGGGUGAGCUAGAACAUUGUGUUCUCUAAUCAUGUUCCUGAUUGAAAGUUCAGACAUCCUGACCAUUUGCUGCACACAUUGUAAAGGAGGUACUAUUGAACUCUCCUCCCAAGCAAAUUAGUAUUGAUUGCAGUGACCUAUAGGGUGCAACCUGUCUCCCUCUGGCAUGACAGCUGGGUGGACCAGAGAAUCAAUCAGUCAUAAAGCCUUUCUAUUCAUUUUAAUGGAGACCUUUGUGGUGUCACUGAAUCAUUUCAGAACAAAAAUAGGCUAGCUUUGUACUCCCCUUAGUCUAGGGACUAAUUUGGGUGUAGUAGAUAGUGCUAAUUGCCCAGAGAGUUAUGCCAAGGUCUUGAAAACAGAAGUUAGAAUAAUUUGUAAUGGAAAUCUGUUUAUUAGAUAAGGCAACAGAACACUGUUGAUCACAUGACUCCAGGACCAAAGUCCCAUCUUCUAGCUGGCAUCGUUGUGGACACCAUACCAGGACCAGUAAGUACUUGGAUCAACUUCACACCACACAACCCUAACAUUAUAUAGGUCGUUCCACGGAAUUAGUGCCUUUUGCGUCCCUUUGAUAUUUUAAGUAGAAAUUGUGCACCAAUAAAAUAAAUGUAAAAGCCUGUUAUAUUAAAUUAAGUGCCCUCUAAUAUAGACCACAUGGAGAAUUCAAUAAAUCAGAUUUAUGUUAUGACAAAAGACUUGCUAAAGUGCCAAAAUUCAGCAUUUUGACAUGUCCAUUUUGAUAUGUCCGUCAACCCUGUGUCACCUCUAGGAAGAUUUUAACCCCGUAAUUUCUCCCAAGUUUUCACCAUCAUUGUAAAGCCCUAGUUAUGUUGUUGCUUUGACAAGGUCAUUUCUGAAGAUUAUUAUUUAUUUCAUGUGAUCAGUGAUUCAUUUACAUCUGUCCCUCAUUAUAAAGUCAACCCUGUUACGUGAUCAAAAUUCUCUUUUUAAUAUGGUGAAACUAUUCCUUUUUUAAAUAUUUUUUUUCAAAAGAAACAUUGAACAUCAAAUAGUCAAUUCAUAGUGUAAAAGCAGAUGAGCUGGUUCUACUCUUUUUUGUGGUGGAAAACUGAGUGGGUCAAGCAUAACACGUCAACCUUGUCAUCCAUAGAUAGACAGGCUAGAAAUGUUUUUUUGUUGUGAAGCUUGCAUUCAAUUGCCCCUCCCUGUUGGUUUUAUGGCUGAUUUAAGAUGAAAUCGUAAACCCUGUUACAUUAUUUGGCACUUACUACAGUCGUGGUCAAAACUUUUGAGAAUGGCACAAGUUAUUGGUCUUCACAAAGUUUGCUGUUUCAGUGUUUUUAGAUAUUUUUGUCAGAUGUUACUAUGGUAUACUGAAGUAUAAUUACAAGCAUUCCAUAAGUGUCAAAGGCUUUUAUUGACAAUUACAUUAAGUUUAUGCAAAGAGUCAAUAUUUGCAGUGUUGACCCUUCUUUUUCAAGACCUCUGUAAUCUGCCCUGGCAUGCUGUCAAUUAACUUCUGGGCCACAUCCUGACUGAUGGCAGCCCAUUCUUGCAUAAUCAAUGCUUGGAAUUUGUCAGAAAUUGUGGGGUUUUGUUUGUCCAUCCGCCCCUUGAGGAUUGACCACAAGUUCUCAAUGGGAUUAAGGUCUGGGGAGUUUCCUGGCCAUGGACCCAAAAUGUCGAUGUUUUGUUCCCCGAGCCACUUAGUUAUCACUUUUGCCUUAUGGCAAGGUGCUCCAUCAUGCUGGAAAAGGCAUUGUUCAUCGCCAAACUGUUCUUGGAUGGUUGGGAGAAGUUGCUCUCGGAGGAUGUGUUGGUACCAUUCUUUAUUCAUGGCUGUGUUCUUAGGCAAAAUUGUGAGUGAGCCCACUCCCUUGGCUGAGAAGCAACCCCACACAUGAAUGGUCUCAGGAUGCUUUACUGUUGGCAUGACACAGGACUGAUGGUAGCGCUCACCUUGUCUUCUCCGGACAAGGUGUUUUCCGGAUUACCCCAAACAAUCGGAAACGGGAUUCAUCAGAGAAAAUGACUUUACCCCAGUCCUCAGCAGUCCAAUCCCUGUACCUUUUGCAGAAUAUCAGUCUGUCCCUGAUGUUUUUCCUGGAGAGAAGUGGCUUCCUCGUUGUCCUUCUUGACACCAGGCCAUCCUCCAAAAGUCUUCGCCUCACUGUGCGUGCAGAUGCACUCACACCUGCCUGCUGCCAUUCCUGAGCAAGCUCUGCACUGGUGGUGCCCCAAUACCGCAGCUGAAUCAACUUUAGGAGACGGUCCUGGCGCUUGCUGGACGUUCUUGGGCACCCUGAAGCCUUCUUCACAACAAUUUAACCUCUCUCCUUGACGUUCUUGAUGCAAUCUUACUAGCAGCAAUUUCCUUGCCUGUGAAGCCCUUUUUGUGCAAAGCAAUGAUGACGGCACGUGUUUCCUUGCAGGUACAGUGGGGGGAAAAAGUAUUUAGUCAGCCACCAAUUGUGCAAGUUCUCCCACUUAAGAAGAUGAGAGAGGCCUGUAAUUUUCAUCAUAGGUACACGUCAACUAUGACAGACAAAUUGAGAAAAGAAAAUCCAGAAAAUCACAUUGUAGGAUUUUUUAUGAAUUUAUUUGCAAAUUAUGGUGGAAAAUAAGUAUUUGGUCACCUACAAACAAGCAAGAUAUCUGGCUCUCACAGACCUGUAACUUCUUCUUUAAGAGGCUCCUCUGUCCUCCACUCGUUACCUGUAUUAAUGGCACCUGUUUGAACUUGUCAUCAGUAUAAAAGACACCUGUCCACAACCUCAAACAGUCACACUCCAAACUCCACUAUGGCCAAGACCAAAGAGCUGUCAAAGGACACCAGAAACAAAAUUGUAGACCUGCACCAGGCUGGGAAGACUGAAUCUGCAAUAGGUAAGCAGCUUGGUUUGAAGAAAUCAACUGUGGGAGCAAUUAUUAGGAAAUGGAAGACAUACAAGACCACUGAUAAUCUCCCUCGAUCUGGGGCUCCACGCAAGAUCUCACCCCGUGGGGUCAAAAUGAUCACAAGAACGGUGAGCAAAAAUCCCAGAACCACACGGGGGGACCUAGUGAAUGACCUGCAGAGAGCUGGGACCAAAGUAACAAAGCCUACCAUCAGUAACACACUACGCCGCCAGGGACUCAAAUCCUGCAGUGCCAGACGUGUCCCCCUGCUUAAGCCAGUACAUGUCCAGGCGUGUCUGAAGUUUGCUAGAGUGCAUUUGGAUUAUCCAGAAGAGGAUUGGGAGAAUGUCAUAUGGUCAGAUGAAACCAAAAUAUAACUCUUUGGUAAAAACUCAACUCGUCGUGUUUGGAGGACAAAGAAUGCUGAGUUGCAUCCAAAGAACACCAUACCUACUGUGAAGCAUGGGGGUGGAAACAUCAUGCUUUGGGGCUGUUUUUCUGCAAAGGGACCAGGACGACUGAUCCGUGUAAAGGAAAGAAUGAAUGGGGCCAUGUAUCGUGAGAUUUUGAGUGAAAACCUCCUUCCAUCAGCAAGGGCAUUGAAGAUGAAACGUGGCUGGGUCUUUCAGCAUGACAAUGAUCCCAAACACACCACCUGGGCAACGAAGGAGUGGCUUCGUAAGAAGCAUUUCAAGGUCCUGGAGUGGCCUAGCCAGUCUCCAGAUCUCAACCCCAUAGAAAAUCUUUGGAGGGAGUUGAAAGUCCGUGUUGCCCAGCGACAGCCCCAAAACAUCACUGCUCUAGAGGAGAUCUGCAUGGAGGAAUGGGCCAAAAUACCAGCAACAGUGUGUGAAAACCUUGUGAAGACUUACAGAAAACGUUUGACCUGUGUCAUUGCCAACAAAGUGUAUAUAACAAAGUAUUGAGAAACUUUUCUUAUUGACCAAAUACUUAUUUUCCACCAUAAUUUGCAAAUAAAUUCAUUACAAAUCCUACAAUCUGAUUUUCUGGAUUUUCUUUUCUCAUUUUGUCUGUCAUAGUUGACGUGUACCUAUGAUGAAAAUUACAGGCCUCUCUCAUCUUUUUAAGUGGGAGAACUUGCACAAUUGGUGGCUGACUAAAUACUUUUUUCCCCCACUGUAGCCAUGGUUAACAGAGGAAGAACAAUGAUUUCAAGCACCACCCUCCUUUUAAAACUUCCAGUCUGUUAUUCUAACUCAAUCAGCAUGACAGAGUGAUCUCCAGCCUUGUCCUCGUCAACACUCUCUCAUGUGUUAACGAGAGAAUCACUGACAUGAUGUCAGCUGGUCCUUUUGUGGCAGGGCUGAAAUGCAGUGGAAAUGUUUUUGGGGGACUAAGUUCAUUUUCAUGGCAAAGAGGGACUUUGCAAUUAAUUGCAAUUCAUCUGAUCACUCUUCAUAACAUUCUGGAGUAUAUUCAAAUUGCCAUCAUAAAAACUGAGGCAGCAGACUUUGUGAAAAUUAAUAUUUGUGUCAUUCUCAAAACUUUUGACCACGACUGUAUAGUCCGUUUUUAUAUAACCUGUUCAGAUGGGAAAACUUGUUUUUUAUAAAGUUGAACAUGUGCUCUUUAUGACAUAAUGUUAAAAUUAGGUUAAAUCUAUUUUUUUACACUUUUCACCUAAUUGGUGGAACGGCCCUAAUGGUGGAGAGUUCCAGGAUUGUCAUGAUCAGAAGACUAAUAUGGGACUUCAUUGGUCCAUCCUUAUAUUAUGUGUUCAGUGAAGUAGUUGGGUUGGAGCUCACUGGUAUGUAUGGGCCUUACCAAUGGUUGUAGGUUUAACUGCAUUUGUGGAGCUCAUUGGUCACUAAGCAGUAUGUCUAGCAGUUAAAAGUUUAACCCCAUUGUUAUGUACCUCUCUCCCCUCAGGCCUUUAUCAUUGAGGAUGAGGAGCUGACACGCUCUCUUCCUCCCAACCCCUUCAGUGAGCUGACAGAGAAGGUUCUAGAAGAGUAUAAGAGUGUUUUGGAGCGAAGGCAGCUGGGCCAGGAUGGUAUGAUUCUCCCCUAUCUCAUUACAAAUAUCAACACUGUCAUGAUGAAGAUAAUUUAAUUCCCACCUCUGUUAUCUACAGUAGUGCUGCUGUAUUUGUGUUGCUGAAUCUGUGAUGACUAGGGCCCAAAGUUCUACCUGGCCAGGUCACAUGGUCAGGAUAAAACUCCAGGCCCUAUUGAUAACCCUUGAACUUUGAACUUGCAGAUGCUGAUGAUGUCACAGACGCAGAUGAGAUGACAACUUUUGACGAGUCCACCAUCUCACUGUCCCUGUCUCCACUCAUGUCUCCAGUCAAAGGUAUAGUCUAUUUAAUAAGAAAGGAGCAAGACCAUUGUGUCCAAUAAAGUUUCCAUGAGAAGCUUAAUUCCUAAAUCAGGGCAUUCCUUCUCUUAAACAUUGAAUUGGUUAUAAUCCAUUGAGUUUUGGAAAGGGUGCACUACAGACAAACUUGUCAUCUUCAUACUUCCUGUAAAGGAGUAUUGUUUUUUGAAGUGUAUAAGUGCUUCAUGCACCAACUCUUCCUCACUGACUUGGUUUCUUCCUGUUAACAGAGAUCAUAUCCAAUGGGAAAGACUAUAUGGAAGAACUGGAGGAGAAACUGAACAUCAAGGUAUCCAAGAUCAGUGUCAGUGCCACAGAAACGGUUGAAAUCUCCAUAACAGAGAAAUCAGGGGGAGACAAGACCCCUGAGAGCCAAACCAAGUCCCCCAAGAAGAAGAAAAAGUUUCGCACUCCCUCCUUCCUAAAAAUGAAUAAAAAGAAGGAGAAGGCUGAGGCCUAG